AUGUUUCCCCGCCUAAUCUACCAUACGUUAUCCUCAUCGGAGCUGUUCCGCCUCCGCAAAGCCUUCAAGAUGAAGUUCAAGCAGCAGGCGCUGGAGGGCGACCCGAGGAAAGCCCGCAUGAACCUCGACGACCCGAAUCCAGAUAACUUGCCGGGGCCGCUGAGGGUGUGCGCUCUCGCCCUCAAUCAGAUCAAGGGCUUCAAGGAGCACCUGCCCCUUGUCUCCGUGCUGUGCAACAAAGGGCUUAGGGCCAGGCACUGGGAGAACCUCAACAAAGCGGCGGGAUUCGACAUUACGCCCAAUGCUGGCACCAGCCUGCGGAAGGUGGUGCAGAUGGACCUCGGAGGGCUGCUGAAGGAGUUCGAGGUGGUGAGCAGCGGUGCCUCGAGGGAAUACAACCUGGAGCUAUCGCUGGCCAACAUGAAGGGCGCCUGGGAGUCCGCACGGCUGUCCUUCGCCCAGAAUCCGGACGUCGGCGUACAGGUCCUCGACGGGCUAGAGGAGGUGAGGGAGCUGGCGGAGGAGCACCUCAUCACCACGCACACGAUCAAGAACUCGCCCUUCGUCGGGCCUUUUGUCGGUUCUACAGUUUUAGAAGUGGAACAUUCUCAUAUUUUAGUGUUCUCAUAUCAACAGAACUUCGUACCUUAUGACGUGAAAGUGUGGGAAGCAACAUUGCGAAUGGUACAUGAAGCCCUCACAGUUUGGAUGAAGGUGCAGACGAUGUGGGUGGAAUUAACGCCCAUCUUUUCGACUCCUGACAUCCCUCACCAACUGCCUGACGAGAACCAGCUGUUCAAGGAAGUCGACCAGAAGUGGGUGUCUGUGAUGGACAAGACGGUCUCCUCGGAACGCCUCCUCGACGUGGUGGCCGACGAGAAAACGCUGAAGGAGGUGACGUCGUGUCUUCAGAAUUUCGCCGUCAUCCAGAAGGCUGUCCACACUUACCUCGAUAGCAAACGGCGCGUCUUCCCGAGGUUGUACUUCCUUUCCAACGAGGAGCUAACGGCGCUGCUGUGCGAGACGGAGGCGGCGCGGCUGCAGGACCAUAUCAGGAAGUGUUUUGACGGCGUCCACGCGCUCCUCCUGGACGAGCAGGACGCCAUCUACGCCGUCUCCAGCAAGGAAGGAGAGACUAUCAGCCUCCUGAAGAAGCUGCCCGCGUCACAGGCCCGCCAGAGCAUCGAACACUGGCUGCUGCAGUUCCAGGAGGCCAUGACCAACACCCUGAAGAUGAAGACCUGCGAAGGCGUGGAGAAGUGGACUCGGCGCGGGGGCGGAGGCGGAGGGCGGGAUCUGGAGAGCAUCGUGCCUCCGUGGCCCCUGCAGGUGACGCUGACGGUGCGCCACGUGUUCUGGACGGCGGAGGUUCACCAGGCCAUCUGCGGCGGCACUCAGGCUCUGCAGGAGUGCCUCACGAGGGUCGAGGGCGAGGUCCACCUGAUCGUCGCGGCCCUCCGGAAGACGCACCUAGACAGCGGCAGGCAGUCCUCGCGCACGCCGGCCACCUCGCCCCCCUCGUCUGCCGCCUCCGACUCCACGCCCCGUACUCCGCCUUCUUCAGGGAGAGUGGGCGCCGGGUCACGCCUCGCCCCAUCGCCCUCCCGCCACGCCCUCUCCGUCCUCAUCCUAUCUGCGGUGUACGCCAGGGACGUCCUCAAAGAGCUCAUUGAUCGCGGGGUCACGGACGAGGAGGCCUUCUGCUGGCUGGCGCAGCUCAGAUAUUACAUGAAGGAGGAUGAGAUGGAGGCGCGGAUGCUGCACUGCUCUCUGCCUUGGGGCUGGGAGUACGUGGGCGCCGAGGGAAGGCUGGUCGUCACGCCCCUCACCGCCCGCGCCUACCACACCCUCGUCACCGCCUAUCACGCCCAUCUAGGGGGAGCUCCUGAGGGUCCGGCGGGCACUGGCAAGACGGAGACGGUGAAGGACCUGGCGCGGUCGCUGGCCGUGAACUGCCUGGUGUUCAACUGCUCCGACGACCUCGACUUCAUCUCGAUGGGCAAGUUCUUCACGGGCGUGGCUGCGUCGGGCAGCUGGGCAUGCUUCGACGAGUUCAACAGGCUCGAGGUGGGCGUCCUGAGCGUGGCGGCGCAGCAGAUCCUGACGGUGGUCCGGGCACGGCGGGAGGGGCGCGGGACCUUCUCGAUGGAGGGCGGGCUGCCCCUCGGACUCAGCGCGCAGGGCUUCUUGGCCGUCACCAUGAACCCCAAGUACAGAGGGCGCGUCGCUCUGCCGGAUAAUCUGAAGCUUCUCCUUCGGCCGGUGUCCAUGAUGACGGCUGACUACCAGUCGAUCGCCGAGGUCUCGCUCCUCUCGUGCGGCUUCGCUCACGCCCGCGCCCUCGCCGCCCGCGUCGUGGGCGUCAUGGCGCACUGCCAGACCAUGCUGCAUCCUCACCAUCAUUACGACUUUGGAACCUCCCUGCCGGAGUGGUCGGAGACCGAGGUCGUCCUCCGGGCCCUGAGGGAGGUCAACCAGCCCAAGUUGGUCGCCGACGAUUACGAGAGGUUCGAGUCCAUCCUCUCCGACUUCUUCCUCGAGCUCCCACCGACGCCCCGCCCGCCAGCUGAUAACCUGGUCAGCUUUUUGGAGAAGGUGUGUGAGGAGCGAGGCCUCCUUGCGACGAACGAGUUCCUGCUGAAGACGCUGCAACUGUACGAGACGCUGAGGGAACGCCACGGGGUCAUGGUGGUGGGGCCGCCCUGUGGAUCGAAGACCACGAUCAUUCAGACGCUCUCGGCAGCACUGGGCAUGAUGGAGGGGGACCAGCCCAUCCACGUGGAGGUGCUGAAUCCUAAGACUCUGACGCAGGCGCAGUUAAUCGGUUCCCUCGAUCCUGUUAACAGAGAAUGGUCGGACGGACUCGUAGCGCAGGUCAUCAGACAUGCCAACGCCCGCCGCACGUGGCUGCUGUUCGACGGCCCGACGGACGCCUCGUGGGUGGAGAACCUCAACACCGCCCUCGACGACUCGCAGAAGCUGUGCUUGCCUUCGGGCGAGACAGUGCCCGUGCCCGAAGACAUGGCCACCAUCUUCGAGGUCCUGGAUCUGUCCCAGGCAUCCCCCGCCACGGUCUCGCGAUGCGGAAUGGUGUACGUGGGCGGCCAGACGAUCGGAUGGGCGGCGAUCCUGCAUUCCUGGCUGCACCACCACGCCCACGGACCCUGGUGGGGGGAGUACGGCGCCCUUCUGCGGGAGUUGGCCAACUGGCUCAUCCCGCCCGUACUCGAGUUCGUGAAGGCGCACUGCCGCUACCUGCUGCCCGUCGUUGAGGUAUCCCUUGUCAGGUCCAUCUUCCCUCUGACGGAGACGGUAGUGAACGAGGUGCUCCAGGACGGCAGCAUCUCGCAGAAGGACCGUCCUAAGGUGGGCCCCAUCUGGACGACGGCGUCCUUCCUCUUCUCCGUCACGUGGUGCAUCGCGGGGGCGCUCACCCUUCCCGCCAAGGAAACCUUCAACGUCUUCUUCAGGAGACUCGUGAUGGGUUACAUCAGACAACACCCAACGCCAUCUAUGAUCGAACAGAUCGGCUGCCCUUACCCGGGGGACGGCAGCGUGUUCGACGUCCUCUUCGACGCCAAGCAGAGGUCCUUCUGGCGCCCCUGGACCGACGUCAUCAAGCACACCGAGAUCCAGGAGACGACCAAGAUCUCCUCGCUCCUGGUGCCCACGGUCGAGUCGGCCAGGCUCUCAUACCUCGUAGACGUGUGUGGGCGUGCGACCAACGGCAUCCUCCUGGUGGGCGAGGGCCAGAGUGGGCGGAAGGUGGUCGUGCGUCACCACCUCAAGAACCUCGCUACCGACGCCUCCGAGUACGCCAUUCUGCCCGUGACGCCCGCCGCCACCGCCCUCUCCGUCAAGCUGCCUGGCGCCGCGGGAGACGGGCGGCUGGGGUGCCAAAGGGGGUCGUCGGCUGGUCGUGUUCAUCGACGACCUCCACCUGGCCUCCCACGACGACUACCAGGCACGACCCGUCCACGAGCUGGUGCGGGAGGCCAUGCAGAGGAAGAGCUGGUACGGCGUGGAUUCGACGACCAGCGUGCCCUGGAAGACAUCACGUGGAUCGGCGGCGCCUCCCUACACGCGGGCAGGGCCUCGGGCGGCGGCGGCGACAGCGGCGGCGGAGGCGAGGAAAGGGCGCCAGACUUGCUUCACCCGCGAUGCCAGGCAGGUUUUAUGGCCAUCGCCGCCCACGCCCUCUCCAAGGACACCAUCACCAGGGUCUUCACCACGCAGCUGAACGUCUUCCUCAGGGCCGGUGGCUUCGUGCCCGACGUGUUCACGGUGAUCCCAGGCGUCAUCUCGGGCACGAUGGGCGUCCUGGACCACGUUCAGACCGCCCUCCGCCCGACGCCCGCCAAGAGUCACUACACCUUCAGCCUCGCCACCGCCGCCCGCGUCGUCAACUCCAUCAGCUUCCUCAAGAAGGAGUCCAUGGAGACCAAACGACACUUCGUCAGAGUGUGGGUUCACGAGGUGUACCGCGAGGUGUGCGACCGCCUGACGGAGACCGCAGAGGUGACGGCAGUGUACCAGCUCCUUAUCCGAACCAUAAAGACCAGUUUCCGGGACAAGAUCCAUGUGAUUUUUGACAAAAUCUGCAAUGAAGAUGGAUCGGUGACGGAGGCGUGUCUGGAGCGCGUCUGCUGGGGCGUGAUGGGCAGCCUCGACACCCCGGCGGCGGAGAGGCGAUACGAGGAGCUGAUCGACGCCGCGCAGCUCCGUCAGACGAUCGCCGCUUUCAUCGAGGAAUACAACGGCCAGCACCAAACCAAGCUCAAUCUGGUCACCUUCAAUUUCAAGUACGAGGACCUUGGUUGGGUUAUACGUUUAUUUAGGUGUGGGCUUGGAAGGUACGUGGUUCAGCACGUGUCGCGGAUCUGCAGAAUCCUUGGGCGUGCGGGCGGCCACAUGAUGCUCGUGGGCGUGGGUGGGUCGGGACGGCGCUCCCUCACCCACCUCGCCGCCCAUAUCUGCGGCCAUCGACUGGUCCACCCGCGCAUCGUAGCCAGAGACGGCUACAGCGAUCUCCGGCGAGUGCUGAAGGACGCCCUCAUCACAGCAGGAGUGGAGGAGAAAGCCACGGUCGUCCUAGUAGGAGAUGAGGUCCUACAGCAUCCUACCAUCCUGCAUCUCCUCAACACUCUCAUCUUAACGGGAGAUGUGCCGAACCUCCUCUCGCCCGAAGACCAUAGUUAUCUGUUGGAGCGCCUCCGUCUGUACGCCGAGGACCGUGGCGUGACGGAGACCGACCUGUGGCACGAGCAAGCGCAGCGGGUGGCGGAUCUGGUGCACGUGGUCAUCACGGCGCCGCCCACGCCCGAACUGAGGCAUAUAUUCGCCAGCUACCCCGCCCUCACCACCCACAUCACGGUCGACUAUUUCAAGCCGUGGCCACGAGAGGCGCUGGUGAAGGUGGGCGAGCACUACCUGGAGGCCGUCCCGCUCAGGAGGUCGAUUAAGGACGCCGUUAUAUCUGCCGCCACCGCCACCCACCAGACGGCCAGGUUCGAGGAGGCUGACUCUGCUCCCGACGGGGCUGAAGGGGAAGGGGAGCGCGUGUCAGAGGACAUUCUGACGGAGGGCAAGUGGUGCCCCCAAGUCACUCCGGCGAGCUACCUCCACCUUCUACAGGAGUUCCGCGCCCUCUUCACCGCUCGUCAGACGCAGGUCACCGCCGUCAAGAAGAAAUACCUGUCAGGUCUCGACAAACUGGCCUUCGCCGCCUCGCAGAUCUCAGUCAUGCAGGAGAUGCUGGCUUCCCUGGGGCCGCAGAUCGAGGAGGCCACCCAAGACGUCAGCAAGAUGAUGGAGAUCAUAGAGCAGGAGUCCUUAGAAGUGGAGGAGAGGAGGAAACUAGUGUCGGCGGAGGAGGAGGAGGCCGGAGUGCACGCAGCGAAUGCCAGGGCCCUGCAGGAGGAGUGCCAGGCGGAGCUCAACCAGGCAAUGCCAGCGUUGCACGAGGCCGUGGAGUCUCUGAACACGCUCAAGCCAGCGGACAUCACGGUGGUUAAGAGCAUGAAGAAUCCUCCGCAGGCCAUCAAGCUCGUCAUGGCGGCCGUGUGCGUCAUGCUCGAGAUCAAGCCGGAGAAGAUGAAGAACAGCAGCGGGAAGACGAUCUUCGAGUACUGGGGCCCGAGCAAGCGCCUUCUGGGAGACAUGAGCUUCCUGCAGCAGCUGAAGGACUACGACAAGGACAACAUCCCCGAGGCCGUGAUGGACAAGAUCAACAAGGAGUACGUUCGACUGCCGGAGUUCGACCCCGUCUCGGUGGCCAAGGCUUCCAGCGCGGCGGAGGGCCUCUGCAAGUGGGUGCGGGCCAUGGCCUCCUACAACGCCAUCGCCAAGUCUAGUCACAGCCCUAUGUUCUUCCUCCACAUGAUACACGUGUGA
This is a messenger RNA of Penaeus chinensis, 6393 nucleotides long. Its product is annotated as dynein axonemal heavy chain 7-like. NCBI's taxonomy places the organism in Eukaryota, Metazoa, Arthropoda, Malacostraca, Decapoda, Penaeidae. The record is from RefSeq and is a predicted model, not a curated record. Gene Ontology annotation, cellular component: dynein complex. The coding region runs from base 1 to 6393 and encodes 2130 amino acids. Gene Ontology annotation, biological process: microtubule-based movement. Gene Ontology annotation, molecular function: minus-end-directed microtubule motor activity; ATP binding; dynein light intermediate chain binding. The transcript is spliced from 39 exons.